AUGGCGUCCAAUCUCGCCCUCCAGCCCCAGGCUGUGUCAGCACCCGGCAAGGUCUUCGUGGCGGGUGGCUACCUCGUGCUGGACCGAAAAUAUACCGCGCUUGUCUUCGGCCUCGACGCACGGAUUCACGUGGAAAUUGAGCCCAUCCGGACGAAGAGCGGUGUUACCCUGAGCGAAAUUAUCGUGAGGAGCCCGCAAUUCCGAGAGGCUGCCUGGGAGUAUGGUUACAGGUUGACAGAGGGUGACGGGGGAAUUGCGGUCACUCAACUGCGAGCCCCCAUCGCCCCCUCCUCAAUAAGCAUCCUCGCCGACCAAGCCUACUAUUCAAACCCCGGAACCCCCCUCUCGCCAUCCUCCCGCUUCCUAAAGUUCGAUGUCGCGCUGUCCGAUGCCCACAAGACGGGUUUGGGGUCCUCUGCGGCCCUCGUGACGGCCUUCACGGCCGCGGUGUUGAGUUAUUAUUUGUCUAAGGAUGAAUUUGAUUUGGAGAAGGAGGAGGGGAAAAGGGUAUUGCAUAAUCUGAGCCAGGCGAGUCAUUGCGCUGCGCAGGGGAAGGUGGGAAGUGGGUUUGACAUUGCGAGUGCGGUGUAUGGGAGCUGUCUUUACAGGCGGUUCUCGCCGAGCCUGCUCUCCUCUUUGCCUGCGCCUGGCGCCGCGUCUUUCGCACAGAAGCUGCGCGCCCUGGUGGAAGGCGACACUUGGGACGUUGAGAUCGCGAAAGCGAAGGUCAAGAUGCCGCGGGGCUUGAGGCUGGUUAUGUGCGAUGUAGACUGUGGAAGCCAGACGCCGGGCAUGGUGAAGAAGGUGUUGAAGUGGCGCGAGGAGAAUCCGCAAGAGGCGGAUAGGAUUUGGGGGAGCUGCAGAGGGGGAAUGAGGGGUGGCGGAGGAGCUUACGCGGUUGGCGACGGAGGGGAUGGGGAUUAUAAGAAGCUGAAGGACAUCAUUGCUUCUAAUCGCGCGCUCAUCCGCGAGAUGAGUAAGGCGUCGGACGUGCCGAUUGAGCCGCCGCAGCAGACGCAAUUGCUGGACGCAUGCUCCGCUGUUCCGGGUGUGGUGGGCGGCGUGGUGCCUGGUGCUGGUGGGUACGAUGCCAUUGUGCUGUUGCUUGAGGAUAAAGAGGAGGUUAUUGGGGAGCUCAGGAAGGUGGUGGAAAUUUGGAAGGUGGAUGGCGAGGGCGAUGGCGGAGUCACUAUUGGGAAGGUUGGUAUUUUGGGUGUCAGAGAGGAUAUGGUGGGCGUCAGGAGGGAGGAUGUGGAGAUCUACAGGGAGUGGAUUACCGAAACUUCAUAG
Messenger RNA from Didymosphaeria variabile, 1290 nucleotides. It is a transcript of the gene ERG8, whose product is annotated as phosphomevalonate kinase. Gene Ontology annotation, molecular function: phosphomevalonate kinase activity; ATP binding. The coding region runs from base 1 to 1290 and encodes 429 amino acids. Lineage: Eukaryota; Fungi; Ascomycota; Dothideomycetes; Pleosporales; Didymosphaeriaceae. Gene Ontology annotation, biological process: isopentenyl diphosphate biosynthetic process, mevalonate pathway; ergosterol biosynthetic process. Gene Ontology annotation, cellular component: peroxisome. The transcript is spliced from 2 exons. The record is from RefSeq and is a predicted model, not a curated record.